GCUCCAGGUUUCUCCUACCUCCCACAAUGAUUGCUGACUUGAUCAUCCUUAGGUGUGAAAGUGUGUGUACACGGAUCUGAUCUGAGAUGAACUGACAUCCUAUCUAUGAUGUAGUCGCAUCUCUUGUCCAGUGUUCCCAGGAUAGCCAGUUGUUCCAAUGUAUAAACCAGAAGAAACCAGUUACUGAAUAUGAAUGAAUGAAUGAAUCAUAGUCAAGUAUGUAGCAUUAUAUUCCUUUCUUGGUGUGUUUUAUAUUUUCAAAUAUAUUCCUUCUUAUAAUAAAAGGUUUCACACUAAUAAAUCAAUAACACAUAAAUACAACUUUGAAAUUAGUUCAAAUUGAUCUUAACCACUAGGCUAUACUGCUACCACUGUCCCAAACUUUUCCAUAGUUCUAAUGAAUGAAGCAUAUUUGCUAAUAAACGCAUGAGUAAUUAAUUCCCUGGUGAUUAAUAAAGGUUGCACCCUGACCACCACAUGGGGGUCUAAAGUGGACAGGUUCCUCACAGGCUAUCCAGUGACACUUGUUAGCACUGGAGGCAACUGGCAGAGCUGUAAAAAGUCCAAAAAAGGUGGUGAAUGCAGGAGUACGCAUGCGCUAAGACCAACCUCCAGAGCUGGGAACGAUGUCAGAAAUACCUUCAGUCCAUCAUUGCCCUGCUCCGAGCCUGGAGAACAGCCGGAGAGACAACUGAGAAAUCAGUGGCGGAUUUAGGUGGACAUUAGGGAGGGAGGUUAAAAAAGCAAGGAAUGGAGCAUUGAGAAGGAAGUUUAACUGGAGUCUUAAAAAAAGGAAGAAAAGGGGGAUUUGGCCAAAAUGCGCGCGGAGUUUGAGCGGGUGGAUUACACGCCAGAAGCCCAUGUUGGUUUCGCUCUGUCUCUGGGGGAAGACAUUUGAGAAGAUCGUUUUGGAGGACGGACCCACCCACACACACACGCGCGCGCACACACACACACACACACACACACACACACACACACACACACACACACACACACACACACACACACACACACACAGCCUCGCUUCCGCAGUGCAGAAGUUUGCAGCUUUGCAAAGCUUGAUGCACAAUUUCCCAGAAUUUUUUUUAACACUGGAUCUUCCUUUGUUUAAUGCUUUAAUAAUAGUCACUAAUAAACACACCAGUUUGAAUAUGAUGCAGCCUUUCAUUCAAACUCGUGCAAACUUGCUGGAAGUCUCAUGACAGCUGUUUCGGACACAAUGGAUACUUGUGGAUGUCUUGAUAUGGAUUUACUGCCUGUGUGUUUACGGAUCUAGUCAUUUCUGGGCUCUCCGACAAAUGACCGACACGUUUGUAAAGUUCCUUCACACCGUCCUUACCCAUCCUUCAUCUAUUUGUCAAAUUAUUUACGCUUCCAUAAAGCCGUAACUGCGGCAGCAUGCAAACCGCGGGGUUCCCGAUGGCCCUUGCGGUGCUUUUGACCAUGUUAACGGUGAUGGACGUGAAGGCGAGCGGGGAGUACUGCCACGGCUGGCGGGAUCCACAGGGCGCUUGGCGGGACGGUUUCCAAUGUCCUGAGCGCUACGACGGCGCCGAGGCGAUUAUCUGCUGCGGCAAGUGCGAGCUGCGUUACUGCUGCUCCAGCAUCGAGGCCAGGCUCGACCAGGGCACCUGUGACAACGACAAGCGGGGCAGAGAAGAGCCGGGUGCGGGCCACGAGGAGGGCAAAAAUUCCGGUGCAGUGCCAAUCUAUGUGCCUUUCCUGAUCGUUGGGUCUGUCUUCGUGGCAUUCGUCUUGCUUGGCGCUGUGGUCGCCGUGUGCUGCUGUCGUUGCCUUCGACCCAAACAAGAACCUGCUUCUGGUGGUGGGCGUCUCCUGGAGUCCAUCCCCAUGAUGACCUCAAGGGGUUCCUCCUCCCGUCAAUCGAGCACAGCCACCUCGUCCAGCUCUUCAGCCCCACCCGCUGUCACUCGCCCUAUCCCUGGCCCUCCUCCCGCCUCCAUUUUGCGCACCCAGGCCUCGUGCUGCCUGCCGCCAGAUGCCAGUGUUUAUGUCAACAUGCCCACUAACUUUUCAGUGUUGAACUGCCAGCAGGCGACACAAAUCAUGCCCCAUCAGGGUCAGUUCCUGCAUCCUCAAUACGUUGGUUAUGCCCAUGCAGUCUCACCCACCCCGGCCUUCCUGGACCCUACGCAGGCCUACAGGCCUCUGCAGUCUCCAUUUCCUCCACCCACAAGUGUGACAAGCAUGACAAGUGUGACAAGCAUCAGCGCAGACCAGAAGCAGCCGGCCGUGACUAUAUGAGAGGCUCUUUGUAUAUGUGUGUCAUACGAUGAAGGAGUAAACGAAUAGUCAUUAGGACGCUGAAUCCCAGGUCAGUUCAGGGCGAGACACAGUGUUGUGCGUGUCAUGUGCGCUGCAGACAGUGUGUGCACUGUUUGUGUUGAGAGGAUAGCCAUCCAUUCACUCUAUCAGAACACAUCAUGGAGAAAGUGGAUCCUGUGCCAAUGCUGUCUCCUUAGGUGCCUGGCCCAUUUGCUAAAAAGUUUUUACUCCUAGAAUCUCUACCUAAGUUGGUAGCCCCCAUCAGAUGUGCCAAUAUAUGUUCACUUUCUUACAGUAAAGAUAUAAAUACUAGACCCCAAUUAGUAGGUGACUACUGAAGCCAUUAUUCCACAGUGCCUCCACCCCAGAGGAAAGUGCCCCAUCUACACCUGACUUGCCUUCAUUUUUUAAAAUGAUUUUUGUUUUCUAAAUAACUGAAGGUAUAUGAUGAUUAUUCCUAAUAUAAUGUAUUUUUUUUGGUUUGUAAAUUGAAAUAAUAAAAAAAACCCAAAGCUGUAA
Molecule: messenger RNA, 2808 nt
Organism: Tachysurus fulvidraco (yellow catfish)
Lineage: Eukaryota; Metazoa; Chordata; Actinopteri; Siluriformes; Bagridae
Product: protein shisa-2 homolog
Exons: 2
Coding region: 1402-2268 (288 amino acids)
Source: RefSeq, a predicted model, not a curated record